Messenger RNA from Manduca sexta (tobacco hornworm), 5298 nucleotides. It is a transcript of the gene crp, whose product is annotated as transcription factor AP-4. Gene Ontology annotation, cellular component: nucleus. NCBI's taxonomy places the organism in Eukaryota, Metazoa, Arthropoda, Insecta, Lepidoptera, Sphingidae. The transcript has 3 exons. Gene Ontology annotation, molecular function: RNA polymerase II cis-regulatory region sequence-specific DNA binding; DNA-binding transcription factor activity, RNA polymerase II-specific; protein dimerization activity. Bases 320 to 1315 code for a protein of 331 amino acids. The record is from RefSeq and is a predicted model, not a curated record. Gene Ontology annotation, biological process: regulation of transcription by RNA polymerase II.
ACUUGUUAUUGUCUAUGGUAGGUAAUAUGCAUCGAUGUCGCGUUGCCCUUGACUCCAUCCGAUUACUGUUUUUAUAAAGUUCUUUGCAUAAAAUCCAUAAUAACUACUUAGUGAAUAUAUUCCUCAUAUAUAACAAGUGUUCUGGAGUGCUAAUUCUGUGUUACUUAGUUGGUGUUGUCGUGAAAUUGUGUGGCGUCACCUGACCGAGCUCAUUGUCAUUUCCCGCCAUUGUGGCUCGUGUAUAAACUGAUUAUUACUAUUUUUCUUCGAGUGUAUCCUCUGUUUUAGAUGAGGAAUAAGUAAAUAUUACAAGUGAGUUAUGUCAUUACACGGUAAUGAUGUUUGUUUACUAGAAGUAGAAGAUUACAACUUGUACGAAGAAGAAGCAUCGGAUCACGCUUUUACAAGUUCUGAAAAGCACGCAACUUCUGGAAGCAAGACAAUGGAGGCUGAAAAACGCAUUAGACGAGAAAUUGCUAACAGCAAUGAGCGCAGAAGAAUGCAGAGCAUUAAUGCUGGUUUUCAAGCUUUGCGCACAUUGCUGCCAAGGCAUGAGGGUGAAAAACUGAGCAAAGCAGCUAUAUUGCAGCAGACAGCGGAGUAUAUCUACAAUCUUGAGCAAGAAAAAACAAGACUACUGUCACAAAACUGCCAGUUAAAAAGACUAUUGAAUCAACAUGAAGGAGGUGAAAUACCACUUAAGAAAAGAAAAAAUGAUAUUCUUAACCACAUACCUCCAGUGAUACCUCCGGACUCUACAGAUGAUACUGUAACUAACUCAAGAUCACCUGAACCUGUUGCUGUUAUUACUGUUUCUAGUGUGCCACCGAAAAAGGACCAGGAAAGUGGAGAGCUUAGAGUUCAACUGGAACAAGAGCGACGACUGCGCCGACUGCUUGAGGAGCGACUCCACACUCUGGAAACUCAAAUGUACCCUGACACAGGCCGUGAACAUACACGCUCCAUUGUACAUUUUGAGCAAACUGACAUUGCUGAUUGCAAACUUGAAAGUGAGGAAGUGGAAACGCAGGUUGUAGAAACUCCAGUGGUGGCAACACCAUUGCUGGAAGCUGCUAUAAAAGCAGAACCAAGAGUGGAGGUGGAGGUGCUACCUGACGCCAACCAUGACACAUCAUCAAGGCUGUACCUGGCAAGCACCAGUCGACAAAACCUGGAGACCAUUGUGGAGGCCAUUCGGCACCUGGAAGGCGACCACCUAUUCCGCGAAGAGGCGGGCGAUGCGCCACUGGCGCUGACCAAAAAAGAACGCGCGCCGCCACCGCGGCCGGGCGUCAUUGUGGUCAAGCAUUCGUGAUCACAUUGAGCGCGUAUUAGACUUUCAGCUCGUAAUUCGCUUCCGCUUAGCGAGCACUCCAGACCCUCGAAUAUAGUUUUAAAUUUUUAGUUCUUUAGUUGUAUUUUCCAAAGUGACGAAUCGAUAAGUCUGUGUCUUUGUUUAUUUUUACGCAUUGAAAUCGAAAUGUUAGCGUUAGUCAGCUGAAAGCGUGGUCGCGUUGGUCGAUAGACGCUUAGUCUCAAAUGUAAUUAUUUUAAUGUUAAAUGUUAUGUUACUCUUGCUUAUUGUGUUGGUUAUGUGUUGAUGGGACAAGGAGUGACUGAUUUGUGUAAGUUUAGAUGAAGAUUGGUAACAGUGCGCCGCGUGCUCGUUUGAUUUGAUGACAUUAAACUGUUAGUGUGUAAAUGAUCAUGUAUAUUAUAAUUUUAACUAUUGUGAAAUAUUUUGUGAAAUGAAAAAGACAGAAAAUAUAUCCCAAUUAAAAAGUCUAUCAAGAGCAAUAAUGCAGAUGAUACUGAGGUUUUUUCCCUCAUUUAAAUUCUAAUUAUUUUUUUUUUUAUAUGUUAAACAUUCUGUAACAUUUUGCCUGAACUUGAGAAAAUGAUGACAUAAGUCAUUUGCUUUGCUAUUUCUAGUAUUCUUAAAUAACAAGCUUAUCAUGUUUAGGGACUAAUUGUUAGCCACAAGUAUAAAAAUGACAAUGUUCUUUAAAAUGAUGCUUUGGCUUUGAUGGAGUGUACAGUAUAAUGGCAUGUGGCUAAGAGACAUUUUGUAUUUUACAGUUUUGGUUAAUUUUAUUUCCUACAGUUCAGGAUAACAUAAAUGGAGUAUGUAAUUUAUUUCUUUUAUUUGUUAAAUGCGAACAAUACUCGUCGUCACUUAGCUAAGACAAUUAUUUCAAAUUUAUUGUAAUUUAUUAAGAAGUGGUGUAGGUUGUAUGUAACCUACAGAUAUAAAUAUUACUCCAGUUUUGCUACUUAAUAUUUGUUCAUAUACUCCCAGUGCGUUGCUUGUUUCUUAUCAAAUUUAGUAAAUUAUUAAGGCAGUAUUUGUCAAUGUUAGGAAAUAAUAGAGACAGAAAUGUUAGAGCAUUCCACGUUCGUGAAUUCUCCUUAAAAAGUUAUUCUACAUAUUGAAAUGUAGCUGAUUAUAUGAAUCAAUGUAGUAUAUAUUGUAUACUAUAUUCAAUAACAAAUAGUGUAAUUAUGUACUUCUUUAUGUAAGUAAUGAUUCAUUUGAAACUACUUUUUAGCUAAUCUACUAGGAAUUAUAUCUAUACAUAUUGUUAAAAACCUUUGAUGGUAUUUCAUGGAGCUAUAACUUAACAAACGAUACAAAAACGUAUAAGCCGGUGUCACAUAUUUCUGAUAUGGGUUUCUACAUAAUACCAAAUAUGGUAUUACUAUUAUUAUUAAUGUUCAGUUUUUACAUAAUACUUUAACUACAUACAAAUGUAGGAUCCAAUGACUAUAGCAUUGAAUUAUAAUUGUAUACAUUAUAUGUGAAGAUUAAGGUAUGCAUACUUUAAUCUUCACAAAUAAUACAUAUUUUAUGAGCUCCAUCAAUUCUUGUACUGUUCUUGUAAAACGGUGCAGUGUCAUUCAUUGCAUCAUUCAAUAUUUACAAGAUUAAAAUAACAGCAUAAUAGUUUAAUAAUGUAUACAAUUGGAAUUAGCAACAAUACAAUUAUUUGCAUUGUUUUUUUAAAUGUUGAUGUAUUGAUUGUGAAUUCCAUAGGUUUCAAAUUAUAUAACUCACAAGAGCCACAAGUAUAAAAUAUUUGUUGUAAUAAAAAAUAGUUUCAAUUGACAUUCGUUUUAUAUAGUAUCCAAAUUAGUAACUUUAUUUACCUAAUUAAUAAUCAAAUACAUUUAGAUAUAGUAGAAAAAAGUAGGCAUCUCUUUUAGUGACACAAAUGACGAUGUAAUCGUCAGCGAUUCGAAUCUAUGGGAUAGAGUAAACAACAACCGUGAUUCACUUUUUACUCUAUAAACUCUAGAUGCACGAAUAUUUUAAUAAUAUGAUCCUUGUGUUACUUAGGUAAUAUAGUUAUACACAGUGAUUGAUUAAUGCUUGCUUCAAUGUGCUGUCAUUUUUGUUAAAAAUGUAAUAUGUGCUUUUUGUUAAUAUUGUCUCUAUAAGUUUUGAGUGUGUAUUCUAUAUUUUAAGUUGACUCAGCGACAGAGUGAGCUUGACAACUGACAUGUGCAUCAGAAAAGUACUGCAGAAUGAGUCUCGUAAGGAGACACGAAUUUUAAGACUGAUCGUUUAUUUUAUUCAUUAUUAAGUUAUGCUAGUUGAAGUCAUCAUUAUGAUAGUAUAAGUAAGUGUGUGUAUGUGUGUUUCUUUAUGUAGCUAUUUAUAUGUAUGUACGUCAGCGGGGACAAUAGGUUCUCAUUGCCUUCAGAUUUACAGAAUUAUCUUCACAUGCUGCCUAUAGAAACCUGUAAUGCUCGCGUGUACGCGCAUUAUUUGUCUGAAUCUAUAGCAGAUUUAUGAAGACUCUAAAUCUGUAGGCAUGUCGAUAACGUAUUCAUUAUAGAGCUAAACAUGCGCUUUUAAACGCGAUCCAUUUUUCAUUUACUUGGUACAAUAACGGGCUCUAAUUUCGAAAUUAAUAUUUCAUUUUUACAUAUCCAUUUGACGAAUUGUUAAUAUUAUUUUAACUUUGUUUAUAUGUAAAAAAUGUGUAGCGUAAGUGUCGUUCCCAGUGAUUCUCAAUAAUUUUAAUUUUCCCCAUUAUUUUUUUAAUUGUUUGUAAUUAUUAUAGCAUUAACAAAAUUAUAAAAAAUCAUAUUUAUAUUGAUUACUAUUGUGACAUAUUGUGUUGUAGAAAUAAUAUUGGUUUCUGAAUUGGCAGCCCUGUAUGCUAACCACUCUCUUCAUUUCCGAAGCUCAUUCCACACUCUGUUUCUGAGUCCGUAAUAUUAAAGUUGUCUGCCUACCGCCUUUACAUUAAUGUCAUUAUAGAAUAAUUAUUAACUAUGUAUGAUAACGGUCUUGGUUAUACUACUAGUGUAGUCAAAAAUAGACGUAAGAGAUAUUAAGUCAAAGAAACAAGUUAAAUUGUUUAAAAUGUGUUAUUAUUUAUGUCUUAAAGUAUUAAAACAGUUAUUUCUUAUUAAUUAGUUUGUAAAUGAUGUUCAUCUGUAUUUUUAAUCUACUUUCUUUAUUGAAUGCUGCUAAAACCAAUAAAACAUUUCAAUUUAAUUCUUCAAGUCGUAUAGUAGUACCUUAUAUAUAUUUUCUUUGGGACAUGCAAAAUUGGGAUAAAAAUAUUGCAAAAUGUAAGAUUGUUUUACUCUGUUCUUAUAGCGCUGGAUGUCGAGAAAUGAGUAAUUUACUUAUUUUAAACAUUAUUACAUUAUGUUAAGUAAAGCAUCAUAAACAUGAUGCAUUUCUAUGUAUGUGCCAUGUUUUAUUGGUUUUAUGUAAACUUCAGUAAUUAUAUUUCCAUUUUCUACACUCUAUCGCAUUUACUGAUGAUUUUGUGUUGUACAACCCGACGCGAUAUAUUUUAGAAAUUGCGACUUUCGUUUGAAUUUGAUAUUGCAUUUAUAAUAAGUUAUUUUUAUCAAAUUUUACAUUUGAGUUUACAAGUUAGUGAUGGGGUGAAAGUAGUUAAAAAAAUACAAUUUAAAUUUGCAAAUAUAGAAGAGAAAUAAUUUUAUUGUACGAGAAAUAUACAUACAUAUAAUACAAUUAUUUAACAAAUGGUCUACCUUGCCUUGUACCUAGACCUACAUUUAAGGUUAGGUAAUGUUCAUUCUGGAAAUGGUUAUUUCACCCUAUUGCUAACAGGUAUAGUAUGUUCCUAAAAUAUAUAGUGUUAUGACAUAUUUCUUACAAAUAAGGUAAUAAAUAGUAAUGAUAAAGUGUAGAAAAUAAUGCAUGGAUGUUUCCAUUUUGAUAUGAAAUUGGUAAAAAUAAUAUUUCCUCUGAUUUUAAUUAUAUGUACCACAUUUGAACUAUAUUAAUUACCAAUAUUUAUAAAAUAUUGA